Molecule: messenger RNA, 690 nt
Organism: Geodia barretti
Lineage: Eukaryota; Metazoa; Porifera; Demospongiae; Tetractinellida; Geodiidae
Source: the annotation of a GenBank genome assembly
AUGGAGCAUACCAACGAGAUCAUGGCCAACGCGGUUUCGCUGACGCCGGAUAUGAGUGUGCUGGACCUGGGAUGCGGCUACGGCUCCACUGCCCGAUAUCUGGCGGCGAACUUCGGUUGCGCGGUGACCGGCACCAACAUCAGUGAGAAGGAACUGGAACUGGCCCGCUCGCGUGCCACCCAGGCCGGCCUGGAUCACCUGUUGUCCUUUGAGUACGGGGAUUUUCACCGCCUCGCCUACCCCGACGACUCCUAUGACGUGGUCUGGAGCCAGGAAGCCUUUCUGCACGCUGUGGACAAGAAUGCAGUCCUUUCGGAAUGCCGGCGCGUCGUCAAGCCCGGCGGCAGCCUUGUCUUCACGGAUAUCCUGGUGCGCCGAAGCACUCCGGAAGCGGACCGGGAGAAGAUAUAUGACCGGGUCAAGUCGCCCGAUAUGUGGGAUCUGCAAGAUUACCGGCAGGCAUUGUUCCAAUUGGAACUGCCCGUGACCAGGGAGGAGGACUGGUCCCGGCACGUCGGUCGCUCCUAUGCCUGGGUGCGCGACCGUCUCCUGGAAAACCGGGAAGCCCUGGCUCCCCGCAUCGGUUACGAUACCAUCGACCGCACCGUGGAAGCGCUGUCUUUCUGGGUUGACUCGGCCAACGCCGGCAAUAUUGGCUGGGCGCUUUUCGUGGCAACGAAACCUUCCUGA